Molecule: messenger RNA, 4357 nt
Organism: Anastrepha obliqua
Lineage: Eukaryota; Metazoa; Arthropoda; Insecta; Diptera; Tephritidae
Gene: slif
Product: cationic amino acid transporter 3
Exons: 6
Coding region: 383-2179 (598 amino acids)
Biological process (GO): transmembrane transport; amino acid transport
Cellular component (GO): plasma membrane
Molecular function (GO): amino acid transmembrane transporter activity
Source: RefSeq, a predicted model, not a curated record
UUCGAAAAAAUAUAAAAAAAUUAAAUCGAAAUUGCAAAAAAUACUACCGUUGUCUUUUUAAGAUCCUGUUGCAGGCAUAAAUUACAAUUGUGCUGAAGAAAGUUUUUGUGGAACGAACGUUUUGAGAAACAAAAAAAAAAAAUUAAUUUAAUAAAAUAGUGAUUUUAUUCCACAAAACAAAGCAAAUAUUUGAACUCUUAAGCCCAACGCGCUAAAGUAAUUUAUGAACAAUAAAAGGUCGAAAGCAGGAACAACAUUUGCUAAUUCAAGCAUUCCAGCCUGGUAAUAUCGCAAAUAAAAAACUUGCCCACUAUAAAAAAAGACAACAAAAAUACUAACAAACAGCACACCGCUCAUACAUACAUACAAAUAGAGUGCAAAAAUGUCAAAAUUGUGGGCCGCUCUUACUCGACGAAAAACGGAUGAUGUCGUGGAAAACGAUUCGAAAUUGGCACGCGUGCUCAAUAUCUUCGAUCUCACAGCGCUCGGUGUAGGCAGCACGCUUGGUUUGGGCGUAUACGUGUUGGCCGGGUCAGUUGCAUAUAGUCUCGCUGGCCCCGCCGUGACGAUAUCCUUCCUCAUAGCUGCCGUUGCCUCUGCUUUUGCUGGUAUUUGUUACGCGGAAUUUGCAGCACGUGUGCCUAAAGCAGGCUCUGCGUAUGUGUACAGUUACGUAACAAUUGGCGAAUUUGUAGCCUUCACAAUAGGCUGGAAUCUAAUAUUGGAGUAUGUCAUUGGCACAGCCGGUGUCGCACGUGGCUUGAGCGGAUACUUUGACGCACUGAUCGACAAUUCUAUGUCAGCUGCGCUGGAAGAAGCAAUGCCCAUCAAAGUGAGCUUCUUGGCAAAUUAUCCAGAUUUUUUAGCUUGCGGUGUGAUACUGCUGCUGGCGGCGCUGCUAUCCUUCGGUGUCAAGGAGUCCAGCUUUUUGAAUAAUAUUUUCACAGCAGUAAAUUUGCUCACUAUUGGCAUAGUUCUAGUUGCUGGUGCUUUAAAUGCUAAUCCCGCUAAUUGGACCAUAUCAAAAGAUCAGGUGCCCGAUGGUUUUGGUAAUGGCGGGUUUAUGCCAUUUGGUAUUAGUGGUGUAUUGGCUGGAGCAGCAAAAUGUUUCUUUGGAUUUGUAGGCUUCGAUUGCAUUGCCACUACUGGAGAGGAGGCAAUUAAUCCGAAACGUAAUAUUCCGCUCGCGAUCGUUAUUUCGCUAAUUAUCAUAUUUUUGUCUUACUUCGGCAUUUCAACGGUACUUACGAUGAUGGUGCCUUAUUUUGAGCUGGAUAGAAAUGCUCCAUUCCCCAAAGCCUUCGAUGAUAUUGGCUGGUACUCUAUCAAAUGGAUUGUCACCAUUGGUGCAGUCUUUGCAUUAACCACCAGUUUACUGGGUGCUAUGUUCCCUAUGCCACGUAUCCUAUAUGCGAUGGGAAAUGACGGCAUCCUUUUCAAGAAAUUGUCAAAAGUACACAACUACACUCAAACACCACUAAUGGCAACCAUAGUUUCUGGAUGUUUUGCUGCUCUAAUGGCGCUCCUCUUCGAUUUGGACCAAUUGAUUGAUAUGAUGUCCAUUGGUACACUUCUGGCCUAUACAAUUGUGGCGAUUUGUGUGCUGGUGCUGCGUUAUCAGGAUGGCGAUAUGGAUAUGAAGACGGUUUCCAUAAGCUGCCCAACAGUUAUACGCCAAUUCUACAAUGGCAAUUCCUAUCGGGAACCAAAUUUGCUUACCUCACGCAUUACAAAAAUUGCCGUUGUACUGUUUGCUUUGAUUUGCAUCGUUUGGGACACGGUGGAGUCUGUGUAUAGCAUAAAGUCUACUGCUGGCACAGUGACGUUGAGCAUACUUGCAGUGGUACUCAUAUUGAUUGCGAUCAUCAUUGGCAUGCAACCGAUCUCUCGUAUUGAUUUAACAUUCAAAGUGCCGUUCGUGCCGUUCAUACCCUGCCUUAGUGUGUUUGUGAAUAUUUACCUAAUGUUCCAGCUGGACUACCAAACCUGGAUACGUUUCCUGAUAUGGGUGUGCAUUGGCUAUGUGAUUUACUUCACCUACGGUCUACACCACUCCACACAGGUCACCCGCAAUCGGAAUCACGCUGAUGCAGCGUUGAGCAUGCAACACACAAAUCAGGCAUUCGAGCCGGAUUGGAAGGUGGAAAACGGUGUUGAAAGGGUUGCGGAAAAGCAAUAAAAUUGAGUAGAAAUAUUAGUUUGGGGAAAAAGAAAAAAUGCAUUAUUUUACUGUAAUAAACAUAAACUUUAAAUUCUUUCACCGAUACUUUACGAGGUAUCGACCACUGCAGCCAUCUAUCGAGAAAAUAAGGGAUUUCUUUUGCCCAAACUAAUAGUAGAUAGUGUGAAUUGUAUAAGUAAACAAUAUGCAGCUACAUUUUUUAUGAAAAUGUCUUCCGUACAUAUAGUACAUAUAUACGAGUACAUAAGUAUAAAGCAAGUUAAUUGUAUGCAGUUGCGUGUGUGCUACUGCAAGAUCGGUUGCCAUCGGCUCCAUGGCAUGCAUGGCAUCGUAAGCUCCAAAUUUGGGCAUUUAAGUUGAAGAAUGCCAACUAAAGUAUAGUGGACUAAACUCUGUGGUUUGUAGAUACUUGCAAAUCAGUUGAUGCCUUGAAUUCUAUUUAAGAAGCCGUACUCAAUAAUUUAAUGGAACGUUCCUUAGAGUGAAAAAUGACAAUAAUUACUUUGAAACCGGAUUCAUUUCAAUACAAAAACAGAAAGCAAUAUUUCCAAGCCUAGUUGUGAUAUAUGAAAAAUGUCUGUAAUUCUGGUUGCCAAAUCUUCAACUUAAACUAAAUGUGAGGUAUUUAUUAAUAACAAUUUCAUUCGUCCGCAAUUUUACACUGUGCGCAAAAAAAACAAAAAAAAAAAAUUAUUAUUUUACUUUCUUACAUAUUUGCUUUUUUUCUGUAUUUAUAAAAUUUGUCCAAACUGUGCUUGUAAUAUUUUUUAACUUUUAUGUUUUAAUACUUUUUCUACAAUUUUACUUGCUAUUUACGCUUAAGAAAUAUUUUGUUUUUUAAAUUCAAUUGAAGCUACAAACGUGCGAGAGAGAUGAAUAGAUUGCGCAUAAAAGCUAAACCUUAUUUGCUGCACACUAAUAGCUUAGACAGACGGUGGCAUGUUGUUGUAGUGGUUGUAGCAGCAAAAACAUUUCCCAUACAUGAACGGGAAAUUAUACUGGAGCGGCACUCCCGAGUCGUUCCGCUUACGCGAACGUCAGUGGCUUUAAUCGCGAUUAACGACUUAAAUCGGAAUUAUCUCAGUAAUGAAGUGCAACUAAUGCGGACUGUCAAGUAGACUUACUUCUCAAAAUUUAAGCGGAUUAGGGGAAUUUUCGAUGGCAACAUUGCCGAAACGAACGACAACUAAUAUCUGCUGUGAAUGAAAAAUAAUCAAAUAAUUUUAAAACGAAGAACAAGGGAGACUGGUUGCAAUGCUAGUUUGCAUUAAUACUUUCGAAAUCGCAUUAAUUAUUUUGAUAUUUCGGCGCAGUUUGCGAAAUUGCAAUUCAGGAUUUCUUUCUAAAUAAAUAAUUUUUUCUUAGCAUCAGCGCUGCUAGUACCCGUAUUAUCUAUCUAUCUUAUCCAAUAAGCAAAUCAGCUCUUCACUAAUCCGCGCAACAACCGUCUUUCACACUACAAUUUUAAUCAGCAUCAACUGCGCCGGCUGCCGUCGUAGCCGAAUGGUUUGGUGCGUGACUACCAUUCGCCAUGCGGAGUACGUUGGGUCGAAACUCCGUGUAACUCCAAAAUGAAGGAAAACAAUUUUAAUCAGCAUCAACUGCGCCGAUAAACCCGAUUAACGCCUCUGUCGUCUGCCUAUUACAUUGAGUACUCGAACUCAGUUCUCCAUACAAAGUUUUUUUAAGUAUUUACUAGUAUUUUUAGCUGCAUUUCGAACUAAAGUAAAUUGUUUUAAAUUUGAAAUGUCAAAAAAAAAAAACCAACAACAAAAAACAAAUGCUGCAAGCAAUACCGUUGCUUUUAUGCGCCCAGUCCUUUGUGCAACAUUGUUUUUCAUUUUACAACUUGUUUUUAAUUUAUAUUUUAAACUGUAACAUUCUCUUCUAAAUAAAACAAACAGAACUAAUCGUUCAGCCGACCUUUUGUGAUAUUGUACAUACAUACAUACAUACUGUAGGUAAUUAUAGUUGUUUAACUACUUGUCACAAAUAAGUUAAGUCGUUCUAAUAAAAAGAAAAUGUCAAUAAGAUAAAUAAAAAUAUGUAAAUUUAAAAAAAAAUAUGAAAAAAUAUAAAUUAAAAUUAUAAAAAAUAGGAAGCAGUUCUUAAAUUUAAAAUGUAACUUAUUUUCAAAUAGUUUAGUGCGUAAUAAAAUAUCAAUUUUUAAAAUAA